Molecule: messenger RNA, 1462 nt
Organism: Schistocerca serialis cubense
Lineage: Eukaryota; Metazoa; Arthropoda; Insecta; Orthoptera; Acrididae
Exons: 4
Coding region: 225-671 (148 amino acids)
Source: RefSeq, a predicted model, not a curated record
GCUUGAGUCUAGUCAUAGGCACCUAUGACAUGCCAACCAUGUUGGUAGCAAAGAGAUUACAGGUGAUUCACCGUACAACAACCUACUUCAUCAGUUCUCCACAGUCAUCCCUCUGGAACCUACUCCAACACUGGAGUACAAAAUAUGUAGAGAGAAAAAAGAACAAUGACUUUGGAAUUGUAGCCCAUAGAGUGAGAUAGUAUUAGAUGAAUGUGGACUGCUGAAUGCAGUGUACCAACAUCAACAGCAAGGAAGUUCUGUUAUCACUUCAAUGUCAUCACUCUAGCACAUACUGCAGCUCCACUGCCACUGCUGCUGCCGCCACCAUUGCCGUCCCCAUGACCAAUGUCAGAACUGCACCAGCCAGCUGUGCCAUCAGCCCCUACUUCUGCUCCAUUGUCACCACUAUCAUCAUUAUCUCUGGAUCCAGAAGCAGAAGCACCAGCUGCCCCUACUCCAGCAUCAACUGGACGAGCACCACGGCAUCUGCAUCCGCUUUGACCCAACCAGUCCCAGACCCCACACCGCUGCCAGAGCUGCCAUUGAUGUGCUUUUGUGUCUUAGGCGACACAGCAACCCCGGUGCGUGAUAGAUCUGCCCAAUCUUCUGUGGAAACAUCAGUGCUGCAUGGUGGCACACUUCUAGACCAUGGAAAGGGAGUUCUUCCUUAAGGAGGGUAGGACGUCAAACGGGCCGACUUGGAGCAGGAGAGGCACCACAUGACAUUUUAAUUUCCACUGUCUAUACUUUUACAAAUAAAUUCACAAAACUUUGUCAGCAUGACCAGGAAGGAUUCAGAAUUCACACUCAUAACAGUGGAAGUUCGAAAACAUAACGAAGUAAUUUUUUUUACAUGUGAAAUUUCAUUAUUUUUUUCACUUACUAAUGGCAGCAUUUGUUGCUACAGGUACACUUUUCUUCAUAAGUAAGAGAGAUGGUUCGAUGAAUUUUGCACAGCAUACAAACCAUACUUAAAGGUGUAUGAAACUCUAGACUAUCACCUGCCAUACAGUCCGACAACCAGGAGUGGUGGUCUGGGGUACCAUUUCAUUUCAUAGCAGGACCCCUUUGAUUGUCAUCCGCGCCACGCUUACAGUACAGUGGUACGCUGAUGAUAUUCUACGCCCCAUUUUGUUGCCCUUCAUUGCAAGCAAUCUUGGGCUUCAAUUUCAGCAAGAUAACGCCCGCCCGCACAUGGCGAGAGUUUCUGCUGCUCGUCUUCCUGCCAGCCAAACCCUACCUUGGCCAGAUCUCGCCAGAUCUCUUCCCAAUUGAGAACGUUUGGAGCAUUAUGGACAGGCCCCUCCAACCAUCUCGGGAUUUUCACGAUCUAACGCGCCAGUUGGACAGAAUUUGGCACGAUGUUGCUCAGAAGGAUAUUCAAGAGCUCUGUCAAUCAGUGGCGAGCCGAAUGACUGCUUGCGUAAGGGUCAGAGGUGGACCAAGUCGUUAUUGACAUGCU